Symbiodinium sp. CCMP2456 is the source of this 5658-nucleotide messenger RNA. Lineage: Eukaryota; Dinophyceae; Suessiales; Symbiodiniaceae. The record is from the annotation of a GenBank genome assembly.
AUGGUCCAGAAGCUUUGGCCAAAGCUGAGCAAGGCUUGUACUGCAAUAAUCAAGGAGGAGCUUCAGCCCAAACUGCAGGCUGCUGUGCCUGCAGUUCUCAGUGGGAUCUACUUCAAGAAGCUAGACUUCGGAAAUCAGCAUCCCUUGCUGGGCCCAGUGGGUGUCGCCCAUGGGAAGCAGAACCAGUACGACGGAUUGGAGCUCGACGUGAAGCUUGUUUGGCAGUGCAAUGCCGAGGUAGUGCUCGAAGUCCAGGGAAUUGAAAUCGGUCUGGAAAAGAUCAGAAUCGAUGGGACGGUUCGAUUGCAGCUGCGGCCUUUGCUGCACCACUUCCCAAGCAUGGGAGGGCUGCAGAUCACCAUGAUGUCUCCGCCGAAUUUGAACUGGAACUUCCGCGGCCUCCUGGGGGCCUUGCAGCUUGAUGUGCUUUCGCGGGUGAUGCGCCAGGUUGUGGCAGACCAGAUAUCCGAGCUACUGGUGGUCCCAAACCUUCUAUUCCUCCAUUGGAUGGACUCCUCGGCCGAUGUGGACCUCGAAGUGCUCCAAUUCCCUCAUCCCGAGUGCAUCGUCCGCCUUUGCGUGAGAGAGGCCCGAAACCUGAGAGGUUCCGACUGGAACUAUUUCGGUUUCAAAGGCACCUCGGAUCCCUAUGUGUCGGUGCAUUUGGGCUCGCGUCUCUGGCAUACUCCCAAGAAGACGCGGACACGGAACCCCAAAUGGGGCGACGCAGGCUGUGAAGACUUCUUUGUGUACACGCCAAGCCAGUUCGUGAAGGUCGAUGUCUAUGAUGCAGACAUCGGGCCAGGCACGGACGACCAUCUUGGCCACGUCGCUGGUCUCAAGGUCGAGGACCUGCUGAAUUCUCCGAGCCAGUGGUGGCCUCUCUCUGGACGCAAAGUGAGAGAUGCUCAGCCGGAGCCAGGCACCGCUUCCCAGGAUACCUCCCAGGAUCACUCGCAUCCGCACGGGGAGGUUUACAUCCAAGCUCGAUUCUACGAUCUCAGGACGCAUCGACAAGACGUUCCAAAGCCCAUGGGAAAGGCAGAUGCUGAAGCUUUCGUCUUUAUCGAUCUGCGGAGCUUGCGUGGUUUGCAGCAGAAGCAGGCCCAAGGAGCCACCAUCACCUUCAAGCUCGAAGGGAACACCCACAAGAGCAGAGGUGCCACAUACAAGGCGACCACCUACGGCUCUGCGCUGACUGCAUCAGCCCAAAGACUUGUGGAACACCUGCAGAAUUCCCAGGGCAAGUCCAUUGAGGAAAUCAUGAAGAUAUCUGGACUCAGCAAGGAGCAGGUUGCUUCAGUGGUGCAGGCUCGACCGUCUUUCACAACGCGGUGGCACCAACCCUUCUCUUUCCCCAUUCGGGAUCUGGACAACGCGCAGUUGGAGAUCUCGCUGGGAAUCCGGCGCCCAAAUCAGAAGUCCCUCGCGCAGCUGAAGAGUCCCAUCUACCUCAAGGAUCUGGUGGACAGCGGCAAGUGGUACGGCAGCUUGACAAAGCCUUGGUGCUUGAUUUGGACGGUAAAGAAGGCGCCAGCGUGGUGCCGGGUCCUCAGUGUUUCCCAACACGGCACGGAAGCUCCGGUGAAGUCCGCCAGGACCUCUCCUCUCUUGAAGAAUCCCGACUGGCCGGAUGGGGAGGCUCCAGCGGGCUGGGCUUCUAUCGACCUCAAAGAGGUCGUCCUGCGGGAGGAGCAUCUCAGACUGACAGCCGAAGCUCGCAUAGAGACUGCAUGUUGCCCUUGCCUUAGUGGUAUCUCCUACCUUCGGUGCUUCCUGUCCCUGGAGGGCUGUGAUCAGGCGGGUCGCAACGCCUUGCAGAUCCUUGCGCCAUGCGAUGAGAUCGAGCCUUCGCAGGCCUCAUCUCCGCGUCCGCUGUCCAUCCGGGGAGAUGGCCUGAUGUUUCAGUGCGUCACUGCGGCGCUGAUCUACUUCGUGCCUCAAGAUGCGGUGUUCCUGGGCGGCCUCUUCUACCUGUGGCACAACACUGCUGCAUCCAUCAGCCCGAAGGUCCCGAAAGCUGAUGCCGAAGCUGCGGUUGAAGAGUUCAAGGCCAAGAAGGGGAUCGAGAACGUCAAGGUCUCCAAGGGGCGUAGCACCUGGACCGCAGCAGCAAAGUCUUCCCUUGCGAGAGCAGCAAACUGGAAGGAUGAGGCCUUGCGGCAUCUGUCCAAGAUUGAGAAGCACCGCCGUGAGGAGGUCAAGGAUCUCCUCGAAGCUGAAACCAUGCUUCGAAGACAGAUGCAGGAUGCUGAAGACUCCUCUGACAAGUGUUUGGCAGAGCUGCGAAGCGAACAUGCUCAUGCGGAGCGCAGAGUUGCGAGGGAGUUCGAGGAGUGCGACGCAGCUCUGUUGGUGCGCUCCAAAGCCGCAGAGGAACUACUCGCGGCUGCAGACAAGGAAAGAAGUUUAACACGCAUGUGUGCGUUGCACGGGUUGCGUGGGGAAGCACUGGAGGCUCGCCUUCAUGUCUCCCGGCAGCUGAUGGUCGAGGCGUGUCAGGCGCACGAGGCAGCCGACAGACGAGAGGCUGUGGCAGCACUGGCCAGAUCAGAGGCUAGGGGCGCAGAGGAGCUCGCAGUGCAACAGGCUGCUUCGCAGGGUCUCAUGGAAAGCCAAUUCCUGCGACAGAGUGCUGCAGAACGGGCUGAGCAGUUGGAAGCACAGGAAGCAACAGUGAAAGCACGUGCUGAUAAAGCAGUCGUACUGGUCGAGGGUGAGGUGGAGGCCUUGAAACAAGGUGCUUCGCAGCAGUGCGCGGUGUCAGAGCAGCAGGCAGAGGAGUUCAUUGAAUCCGCUCGUCGAGGUCUGGUACGGCAAUCCGCGAUUCGUGAGAAAGCCGAGGCGGCUGUGGCCGAGGCUUGGAACAGCGAGGAGGCAAACAUCCGCUCCAUGCGGGAAGAGCAGAACUUCGAGGUUCAAGAGGCCCUGGAGAGUGCUGCAGCUGCAGCUGCGGUUGGAGAAGAGCUGGCAAUGGAGCUUGGGGAGGAGCUCCGCACCAGGCUGAGAAGCAUUCGCUCCGAGGAGAAGCAGGUGCAGCACGAAUGUGAGAAGGCCAUUGAGGCCGUGCAAGGCAAGGGAACUUGUCAAGAGGAGGAGGAUAUGCACCGGCUCCGAUCAACAGAGUGCUCUGAGAGUGAACUCCUGGCAGAAAGGCUUCACAUCGAAGAAGAGGUCUUGUCCUUCGAGGUAACAGAGGAGGAGGCCGCCAGCAUGUUGCGACAUCACUUGGAUCUACAAAUCAGUGAAGCAGCCGAGCGAUGCAAAGAGCUGGCGGAGAACACAUCUGGGGCCCUACAGCAGCUUUCUGAGCUAACGCAGCAAGCGGAACGAAGUGCACAGCAAGCCCAAGAAGCUGCUGAGCAGGAUGAGAAGAUGCACAGAUGUGCAGCGCAACUAUCUGAGGCUUCCGCCGAGGCCUCGGAGAAGUUGCAGCAGCGGCGAUCCCUUGCUUUGCACGAGGAGGUCUUGGCUGCAAAGCUUAAUGCCGAGCGCAGCAUAGCCCAUGAUGAGUGGCUUGCCGGUGAAGAAGAGGAGGCUGCUCUUUCCGAAGAAGACCGUUGCAUCCGAGCCUGCUGCGAAGAGAUUGCUGCAGCUAGAUACGAGGCAGAGACUGUCAUCUCGAGCUGGCGAGCAGAGGAUGCAGUUCUGGAGGUUGAUGCCCAGGAGCUUCUCGACAAGGCUGCAGCAUUGCAGCUCGAGCAACAUGCAAUUCAGCUUGCCAGCCCAGCAACAACUCGCACACCUGCCCGGUUCGUUUCGUCUGCAAAGCCCGCCACGCGGCCAUGGUCUGGGUUUGACAUGCCUGCGAGGUAUGCCGGCGCCACCCGGUGCUUGCCCAUGGCAACGGCCAUGUUCGGGAAGCUGAUCUGGCCGACAGGGACCGUGCUCGCAGAAGACAGGAGGGGGUCGAAGCUGCCGCCAGAGCCUUCGGCAGACUUGCCGCCAUCUUCAGGUUGCAGACCGACCACAUUCUCUCGGAGAUUGUCGCCGGACAUCGUUGUACCACGACCGUUGUCUAGCAUCGCUGGCACAUCCGCCAGCAAUUCAGUCGAGCUCGCAUGUUACUGGUCCAACAGUGUCAGGCCCUAUGCCCUGCGAGGCAGCCCGUUCCUCCGCCCUCCGGUGUCCGCCGCGCUUUGGCACUUCGAGCUGGACCUGCAUGAAAGAGGCCUUCAAGUGGAACAGGAUGACAACUCCACCGACUUUGUGAUCGAGACGGCAUUGCAAGGUGUUCAUGAUCGUCGUAUGCUUGAGCUGAGCUUGGUUUGUCACCGAGACGGUCAGAUCAUGUCGACAGGCACAGCAUGGUGUGUGGCUGCAAAAACGAUGCCGCCUUUCGAUGGGGUUGUUGUCCCGCCCUUGCCGCUUUCACCAGCUCAGGCAGAUGCAGGCUGUUUGCGAUGGAAGGCAUUGCAGCGACGACAGGCCCAAGCGAGCCAGCGGCCUCGAACGAUAUGCGCAGCAGAAGCUGAGGCCGGCGCAGUCGUCGAUGUCCCCGUGUACUCGCAGUUUCACGUAGCUCCUGCCGCACACAUGGAGCAAAUCGCAGGAGCCAUCGGCAAGCCUGUGGCUAUGACCAUUCUGCCACCGCCAAGUCUCUGCGCAGACGUUGGGCCAGUCCUCAUCGAAGCCGUAUCAGCCGUGCAGGAGGACUUGACGAACAAAUCAGGAAGGGAUGUGCAGGUAGUCUCCUUGGAGGCUUGGUUGGAGCACGUGCCUCCCAAAGCACGGCUUCAGAUUUGGUUCUGCAGCGAAAGUGGCGAGGAUGACGUUUGUCGAACUUGGGUGACGCUGUGGCACGGUAAAGAGCCUCUGAUUCGGAUCAGGGUGGAAUCGCGGAUGCUCGAGGAAUCUCGAUGCUCAGAGGACGAAACCUGUCAAGAGCUUGUCAUUGCGACAGACGAGGUGCGGGCUGCAGCCCGUGCGGCCGUGCAUGGCUACGAAGCCAGGGAGGCAAUCGCACAGAGGACGGCUCACGAGCUGCAGGAGGAAGUUAAGCAGAAGCAGGAAGCGCGAAGCUUGGAUGCCGGCCACCGUUUCAAUUCCGCCGAGCUCCGUGCAGAAGCUGCUGCACGGCGUGCUUUAGAAGCAGAAGAGUCCAGCUGGAUUGCCAGGGAGAGGUACGAGCAGGAGUUGGCGAGCAUGCGCGCGUACGGCGAGAAGGAGGAGGCAGAGACCAUUCGCCGGGUGCUGGCAGCAGAAGAAGCAUUGGCAAACUCGAUGCGCUGGUCUGGCCAGCACAAUCAGCUUGGACUGGAGCUCUUCGGGGUGGCUCAGGCCCAGAAAGGCAUUCAUCGCACUUCACCCGCCUCCACGGCCGAUGGAGCUCCGCCAGACCUGGCAGAAGCGGAGGCCUUGGCCGUAGCCUCAAGAGACUGUGCUUUCUUGCCAGCAUCCACGCAACCAGGUUGGAUGACACGUCCGGUGGAUGUGAUGCGAAGCAUCAAGGCUGCAUGUGAUGAACUGACGGGCAAAGGUGUCUGGUUUUAUCCGUGGGGCGGCUACCAGGCCCCGGUGCCCACCUGUGGCACUCCUAAUUGGAUGCUCGGCUUUAGAAGUGGUGGCAAGAGAAAGGGUUGGCUUCACACUUCAUCGCCACUGGACUCCAGCAUGGUCUCAUUGCCAUCACUUCGAAUUCAGAGGGAACUGAAAUGA